AUGGCUCUCAGCUUCUUGAGUGGUGGCGGGAGCGCCAGCAACGCCAAGUACUUCGAUAUUCGGCUGAAUGAUGACUAUAUUGUUUUUCGGGGCAGUGAACAUGAAGCUGCCAGUGCGCUGUUGAAGGGCACAUUGGUGCUCUGCUUAUCGGAGCCGCUUGCGAUCAAACACCUUCGGCUCGAGCUGACGGGCAUGUCUCGGGUUUGCUGGCACCUUCCCUCCACUGCCGCGGGCGGCGGCCGCAAGUCGUGGCGGGAGCGAGUCUUCUACGAUAAGACAUGGCGGUUCCGUGACCCUGGCAAGGGCAAGACUGAAGUCCUGGCUGCGGGAAAUUACGAGUACCCAUUUGAGGUGGUGCUGAACGGGUCGAUGCCCGAGAGCGUCGAGGGGCUGCACGAGACGUGGGUGAUGUACCGCUUCAAAGCCGAGAUCGGACGAAAGUACGCCAAAGACAUCGUGGCUCGGAAACCGCUGCGAAUUAUUCGCACGCUCGAUCCCAGUGCUCUGGAGCUGUCACAUGCGAUGUCGGUCGACAAUAUCUGGCCGAACAAGAUUGAAUACUCGAUCAGCACCCCCACUAAAGCCGUCAUCUUUGGUACCUCCCUUCGAGUCGACUUCAAAUUGAUUCCUCUCCUCAAAGGCCUUCGGAUCGGCCAAAUUACGUCCCAGCUGAUCGAAAGCCACGAUCUAACCCUGAAUCCCGAGGACCACGAUUCCAUCCGCAAUACCUACAAGAUUACGCGAACUAUCCUGACGGACGAUCAUGACCUCAACGCGGAUAACGUUCAGAUCAUUGAUGAAGUGGCCGAAGGCUACGAGUUCACGCGUCAUCUUGAUAUGCCGCGGACCUUGACCCGCUGCCUGCAGGACACAGACACCAAGGGCAUUAAAAUCCGUCACAAAUUGAAGUUCCGCAUCCAGCUGCACAACCCAGAUGGCCACAUCAGUGAGCUGCGCGCCACGCUCCCGGUCUCUAUCUUCAUUUCACCACAUAUCGCCAUUGACGAAAAUAAUAAUUUGACGGGCCAGAUGCCAGAGUCGACCCAGAGAGCCGCCGAUGAGCUGGCCCAGCAAGCCCCGCCUCUGUACGGCGAGCACCAGUUCGACCAGCUCUACAGCGAGCUUGACCCCAACGGUUAUCGCACCCCCGGACCCGGCAGUGGACCUGGAACGCCCUUCGGCACACUCAGCCGCAAUCUCUCAUCGGAGAACCUCGCCUCGAUGAAUGCCCUGACCAACACCGACAUUUCGGCAUCCGUGCUGCACAGCCGCCUGACGAAUCUAAGCGCAACCCCGAUGACCCCGAUCGGGCAUCCAUCGCCCAAUGAACCCGCACACGAAUCUCCUCCCGAGGGACAAACCAACAACCGCCAGCUGGGCGUGCCUGAUUACUUUGGCCCGACAUCCGGGUCCAACUCACACAGCCACGGCAGUCCGGAACUGUCCCGCAGAGCGUCCGACGAAGUUGAACACGAUGUCAUUUCCUCGGGCAUGGCGACCCCCUUCCAUCCGCAGUAUGCCGAGGUGGAGACUCUGAGCCGGGUGCCCAGCUACUCGACCGCCGUCCGGACCACCGUGCGCCCGUAUCAUGACGCAGGUCUGCCUGACUAUAAUGCCGUGAUGGCCAGCAGCAUGCCCACGCUGUCGAUUCCCCAGUCCCCGCAACAGGCCUACCUCCGCAGUGGCCGGACCAGUGGGGUGACGACUCCUCUAGAGGUGCAGAAUCGCUCUGGCUAUUUCAAUUCGCAUGGCUCCAGUGCUGAUGAUGAGGACCGCAGGCUACGUCUCGCGCAAGCUAGAGCUAGAGUGUAA
This is a messenger RNA of Penicillium alfredii, 1812 nucleotides long. RefSeq names its product arrestin family protein. Bases 1 to 1812 code for a protein of 603 amino acids. Lineage: Eukaryota; Fungi; Ascomycota; Eurotiomycetes; Eurotiales; Aspergillaceae. The record is from RefSeq and is a predicted model, not a curated record. The transcript is spliced from 5 exons. Gene Ontology annotation, cellular component: plasma membrane; cytoplasm; cytosol. Gene Ontology annotation, molecular function: ubiquitin protein ligase binding; protein-macromolecule adaptor activity. Gene Ontology annotation, biological process: ubiquitin-dependent endocytosis.